GCCCAAACAAGACUACGAGACAGUAAUGCAGAAGAGGGACCAGAACAAGUCUUCUGGCUCUGCUGGUGGCGCCACCGCUCCAGCGGCCAAGAGGGGCCGUCCCUUCGGCAGCACGAGCAACAAUACCUCCUCCUCCGGCUCUGGCGGUGAUGCCGUGGCUCCAUCCAAUCUCCUUGGCCCAUCUCUCCAAGUUCACACCUCCUUUGUUGAUCAAAAUAAUAAGAGAAUAGUUUUGGCUCUUCAAAGUGGAUUAAAGAGCGAGCUAACAUGGGCACUCAACACUCUUACAAUGCUCUCUUUCAAAGAGAAGGAAGACAUGCGGAAAGAUUCUCUAGCUAAAAUCCCUGGCUUGCUCGAUGCUCUUCUCCAAGUUAUAGAUGACUGGCGUGAUAUAGCUCUUCCUAAAGAUCUCAGCAAAAAGCCUAGGGUUAGGACAUUAGGUGCCAAUUCUCUGGUUACAGGAUUUGGCAAUGGAUACGAGGCAUUAGGACCAAACAACACUCUCACACAUCCUGGAUUAGGGUCGAGUUCUUCUAUAACUGAAGCUUCAGUGCUGAAGAAUGCUGCCAAACUUCGUUCUUCAGAGUGGUGGUUUGAUGAGGAUGGCCUGUUUAAUUUAGACGAGGAAGGGCGGGCAGAAAAACAGCAGUGUGCUGUGGGUGCUUCAAAUAUCAUACGGAAUUUCUCUUUCAUGCCAGAGAACGAAGUCAUUAUGGCUCAACAUCGGCAUUGCUUGGAGACGGUGUUCCAGUGUAUAGAAGACAAUAUUUCUGAGGAUGAAGAACUUGUUACAAACGCCCUUGAAACGAUAGUAAAUUUAGCUCCAUUGCUUGAUCUUCGAAUUUUCAGCUCAUCAAAGCCAUCUUACAUCAGAAUGACAGAGAAACGUGCAGUCCAAGCUAUCAUGGGGAUGCUGGGAUCUCAAGUUAAAGCCUGGCACUGUGCUGCUGCAGAAUUACUAGGGCGCAUGAUAAUAAAUCCUGACAAUGAACCUUUCCUUCUUCCUUUUGUUCCACAGAUACACAAGCGUUUAGUAGAUCUUAUGAGCAUACAGGCAUAUGAUGCACAAGCAGCAGCGGUUGGUGCACUCUAUAACCUUGCAGAAGUUAAUAUGGAUUGCAGAUUAAAGCUUGCUAGCGAGCGAUGGGCUGUUGAUCGACUACUGAAAGUGAUCAAGACACCACAUCCAGUACCAGAAGUUUGCAGGAAGGCGGCAAUGAUACUGGAGAGCCUGGUAUCCGAGCCACAGAACAGGGCAUUGCUGCUUGCUUAUGAGAAUGCAUUUGCUGAGAUUCUCUUCUCGGAAAGCAGAUAUUCUGAUACAUUUGCACGGAUCUUGUAUGAGCUGACAUCUAGGCCAAACAACAAAUUCACAGCAGCUCGUGGUGUUUGGGGCAUGUGAUUCUGACUUGGAAGAAUAUUGUAUUGAAACUUAAGUAAUUUGUAGCAACAGUAAAUUUCAGCAGAGUUAGCUUUCUAUUAGUUAUGGCUAAUGUCAUAGUUUUCUGUUUAUUAGUUUGUUUCUGUUUCAUCAGUUGUUACCAUAUCUGUUUUACAUCUCUGUGAACUUUUGCUGUAGGUUGCUGUCAUCAACAAAGGCUAGCUAGCUUGCCUUUUUAUAGAAUACCCUUUUGACUAAA
Molecule: messenger RNA, 1640 nt
Organism: Jatropha curcas
Lineage: Eukaryota; Viridiplantae; Streptophyta; Magnoliopsida; Malpighiales; Euphorbiaceae
Gene: LFR
Product: ARM repeat superfamily protein
Biological process (GO): regulation of transcription by RNA polymerase II; chromatin remodeling; positive regulation of DNA-templated transcription
Cellular component (GO): SWI/SNF complex; nucleoplasm; brahma complex
Molecular function (GO): nucleosome binding
Source: RefSeq, a predicted model, not a curated record